AUGCACACAUUCACGCACACACGAACCGAUUUGCUGCUGGUGGACGUCAGCAUGUCAGCCAGAAAGUGGAGCGAAGAGUCUGUUCGAUUCGGAACUUGUAGGCAGCCUCCAGAUUCACCUUUGCGUGGCAGAAUAAAAUUCGCUUCUUAUGAUGUUGAUACAUUCGAUAUAUUUUCAUGCCAGCAGCGCUGGUGGAUCGUAGAAUCUGGUAAACAGGAAGCUGGACAAGACCUACACGGUAAAGUCUAUCCUCUGGUUUGCUUGGAAUGUCAUCCGACCCGACAGAAGAGCAUCUUCAAGGCAAGAGCGGGGUCAUUCACAGAGUUCUUUCAAGUCUACAAGACUGUACUUGAGCAUGAGCAUGUUUGUAUAUCAAGAAAAUAUACAGCAAAAAAGAGUUAG
This is a messenger RNA of Protopolystoma xenopodis, 402 nucleotides long. The record is from the annotation of a GenBank genome assembly. Lineage: Eukaryota; Metazoa; Platyhelminthes; Monogenea; Polystomatidea; Polystomatidae.